AUGCAGUUCCAGUCAAAGGAGGAAACUAUUCUUGCAAUCAAACAUUAUCACAUAACCAACGGUUACAAAUACACCGUCGUUGAGUCCAAACCCAACAUUUAUGUUAUUCGUUGUCUGGAAUAUCACAACGGUUGUCAAUGGCGUCUGAGGGCGACUUAUAGCAAAGUCCGUAAAUAUUGGGAAAUCAAAAAUAUAGACGGACAACAUUCGUGUUUCUCAACAAUACUAUCUCAAGAUCAUACAAAUCUUGAUAGUACUCACAUUGCCGUGAUCAUAUCAAAUUCAAUCCGGAUAAACCCAUCCAUUCCAAUCAAGAGUUUGAUUGCAGAUAUUAAGGGUCGAUUCGGAUAUUAUGUGUCAUACAGAAAAGCUUGGAUCGCUAAACAGAAGGCUCUUGCUAUGGAGUUUGGAGACUGGGAGGACUCUUAUAACCACAUGCCGAGGUGGUUGCAUGCCGUCAAGGAACCAAACCCAGGUACAAUUUUACAAUGUUAUAUUAUGGAAAGAGUUUUCUGGUCUUUCGGUCCUUGCAUAAAAGGAUUCAAAUAUUGUAAACACAUUCUCCAAGUUGAUGGUACAUUUCUAACGGGUAAAUCUCAUGGAACUUUACUCACCGCCAUAGGUCAAGAUGGCAAUAGAAAUCUUUUCCCAUUGGCCUUUGCAAUUGAAAAAUGUGAGACAAAGGAGGCCUUGAUAUGGUUCUUUCAACUACUUCGAGAACAUGUUUGCCAUCAACAAAAUAUUUGCAUCAUCACUGACAGAGGAAAGGGUAUACUAUCCGCCUUAAGAUCAAAAGAAGUUGGUUGGGAACAAGAUGGUUUGAACUCUGUGUAUUGCAUACGUCAUCUAGCAUCCAACUUCAACAACAAAUUCAAAAAUCACGACCUCAAAAAAUAA
Messenger RNA from Vigna angularis (adzuki bean), 897 nucleotides. RefSeq lists its product as uncharacterized. The transcript has a single exon. The record is from RefSeq and is a predicted model, not a curated record. The coding region runs from base 1 to 897 and encodes 298 amino acids. Lineage: Eukaryota; Viridiplantae; Streptophyta; Magnoliopsida; Fabales; Fabaceae.